Molecule: messenger RNA, 1817 nt
Organism: Aaosphaeria arxii CBS 175.79
Lineage: Eukaryota; Fungi; Ascomycota; Dothideomycetes; Pleosporales
Product: MFS general substrate transporter
Exons: 5
Coding region: 389-1807 (472 amino acids)
Biological process (GO): transmembrane transport
Cellular component (GO): membrane
Molecular function (GO): transmembrane transporter activity
Source: RefSeq, a predicted model, not a curated record
GGAGUGUCUCCAGUGUAACCCAUGCGUUCUACCCAAUCGCUGCAUUUCCCCUGAGUCGCUUGUUUUGUUUCCAAGUCCUAUAUCCGGAUAGUACCUACGUAAGGCACUUGCGGAGACGUGAAAUGACGGGGUACGCCAGAGUUAGGCCGUUAGUCUCUGGGGAAUCUAAACCUUUUUGGUUUUCUGCCUUCUCACACAUCCUCCCAAAUCUUGAUAUCGAGCCAUUCUCUAUAAAUCUCCAUCAUAGCAGCACCUUUUCAUUUUCGAUGUUUUGCCAGAUACUCAUUUGAUCCAUCUUCCUGUCGACUUUCUUUACUAUUCUCUCGGAGUAGAGUUCUGUUCACCUAAUUACAGUCUACCUUUCGACAGGAAUAGUUGAAAGAGGACGAUGUCGUCUUCGCCAUCUUUGGAGGCUGUGGCGGUCAACACAAAGGACAUGGAUUCCGCAAAGCACAUCGAGGAGGCACAAGGCCAGGGAUGGACCGCAGAAGAGGAGAAGAAGCUCGUCAGAAAGAUUGACAUGUUCUUGAUGCCUACCAUCUUUCUGAUGUACCUCCUGUCUUACAUGGACCGAACAAACAUUGGAAAUGCCAAAAUUGCUGGAAUGGCUGAUGACCUUCAUCUCACAUCUGGACAAUACAGUAUCGCACUCGUGGUUUUCUUCAUCGGAUAUGUCGUUUUUGAGCCUCCUUCCAACAUGAUCCUCGUGCGAACACGUCCCCCUGUUUAUUUGUCGACUAUCAUGGGCAUUUGGGGAAUGCUUACCAUGGUGAUGGCUGCGAUUCAUGACUUCAAGCAUCUCGUUGUCCUUCGUGUCUUGAUCGGUGUGGUUGAGGCCGCAUUUGCGCCCGGUAUCCUUAUGAUCAUCUCUUCCUGGUACAAACGGGAGGAGCAGUCAAAGCGAUUCGGUAUCUACAUCUGCGCUGCCAUCCUGUCUGGUGCCUUUGGUGGAAUCAUUGCUGGUGCCAUCACAGGUGGACUUGAGGGCGCUCAUGGCAUCCGCGGAUGGCGAUGGCUGUUCAUCGUUGAGGGAGCUGCAACCGUUGGUUGGGCUUUCUUCGCCGGCUUCCUUCUGCUCGACUUCCCAGCUCAGUGCAGGUAUAUGAAUGAGCGAGAGAAGUACAUUGCCAUCACCCGCCUCCAAGAAGGUGGUGUCACCACACGCACCGAGGACACCCCCAAGAUGAGCAAGAAACAAGUCUUCAAGACCGUCCUCACAGAUUGGCGUCUCAUUGGUUUCGUCAUUGGAUACAUGGUCAUUGUUGGAUCCUCAACGCUCUCCUACUUCUACCCUACUCUCGUCAAGGGCCUUGGAUACACAAGCACCGUACAGGCUCAGUACAUGACUGUCCCCAUCUAUGCGGUUGCCUUCGUCUGCACCGCGAUUUCGGCAUACUUCUGCGACCGCAUUCCCAAGCACCGCGGUUUGGUCAUUGCAUCCUGGCUCACUUUCUCUCUCAUUACAUCGAUCCUCGUGUGCUGCAUCUACAACUUCACAGCCCGUUACGUCCUUCUGGUUCUCAUGGCAGCCGGAUUGUGGGCAUCCAAUGCCAUCUCUCUGUCGUACGCCAGUGCAUCGUUUGGAGAUAUGGAGCCGGAGGUUCGCGCAAUCGCAUUGGCGACCGUCAAUGCUCUGGGAAAUUUGGCUCAGAUCUACGGAGCUUAUUUGUUCCCUAGUGAUGACGCUCCCAAAUAUCUGAUGGGUUUUGGAGUCAUCUCAGGCAUGCUUGGAGUCGGCGUUUUCACCUACCUCUUUAUGCACUAUAUGCUCCGCAAGAAGGAAGGACUUGGAUUCUGGAGGAAUUAGAUCCUACGAC